AUGGCAAAGGACACCGAAGCCCAACAAUACGAUGUGGUGAUUGUCGGGGCGGGCCUCAGUGGCCUCCAGGCAGCGCAGUCGAUCCAAGCUGCCGGCUUCAAAGUAUGUGUACUUGAAGCUAUUGACCGGGUUGGUGGAAAGACUUUGACCACCAAGUCUUGCGAGGAGGGGUUCAAUGACCUAGGCGCAUCCUGGAUCAAUGACACCAACCAGAGUGAGAUGUUCAGGCUGUACCAGAAAUACGGCCUCGAGACAGAGAUUCAGCGUGACUGCGGCGAUACCCUUAUUCAAUCGGUUGAUGGAAAUACUGUGAUAGUACCUUACGGACAGCUUCCGGGGGAUCCUGAUGUUUUACUACGCUUGUUGCAGGCGUUUCGAGACGAAUGCUCUUUGAUAAGCCUGGACAACCCGACAGCGUCAUCACGCGCCAGGGAAAUCGACCAAUUCACCUUCCGCGAGUUUUCCAUUGAACGCGGAAAGUCUAGUGAAGCGGCCAGCAUUGCCGACGUGCUCUCCGUAUCCCUGCUCGGGGUGGAGAGUGACGAAGUCAGCGCACUCUACAUGCUUCUCUACUUCAAAAGCGGCGCCGGAAUUGACAACAUUAUCUCGGACCAAAAGAACGGUGGACAGUACUUGCGAUGUCGACAGGGAAACCAAACCGUUGCCCAAAAGAUGGCCGAAGAACUAGGCCCUGGUGUCAUCUUUCUCCACAUGCCAGUGACAAGAAUUGAUCAACCUCGACGUGGGAUCUGUACAGUACACACCCAGAGCGGCAGAAACUUCAAAUGCCGUAAAGUGAUCAUUUCCAUUCCGACCAGCCUGUACCAUGGGAUUACUUUCAGCCCACCCUUGCCGGAGAAAAAGGUCAUACUGAGGGACAAUACCACAACUGGCUAUUAUACAAAGAUGAUCUACGUUUUCAGCGAGCCAUGGUGGCAUAAGGCUGGGUUGUCAGGCGUGUUAGACUCGGACAAGGGACCUAUUAUCUUCUCCCGCGAUACGAGCAUUCCUCAGGACAACCAGUGGUCUAUCACCUGCUUUCUGGCCGGAGAUAGAGGACGAAACUGGUCUAAACUGACCCGAGCAUCUCGCCAUCAACACACCUGGGACCAGUUCAACCAAUGCUUUGGUAAAUUUACCGAGGUCCCUCGGCCAGCCAAUACUUUGGAAAUGGAGUGGACCAAAGAAGCCUUUUUCCUAGGCGCCCCGUGUCCGAUAACAACCCCGGGUGUUCUCUCAGCUGUCGGGGGAGAGAUCGCCACUCCUGUCGGGAAUGUGCAUUUUGUAGGCACCGAGACUUCUCGCGAGUGGCGUGGUUACAUGGAAGGAGCCAUCCGGUCUGGCCUACGGGGAGGGGCAGAAGUGGUGAGAAGUUUGGAGGAUACUGUGAGUCGCCUUUGA
Molecule: messenger RNA, 1401 nt
Organism: Aspergillus steynii IBT 23096
Lineage: Eukaryota; Fungi; Ascomycota; Eurotiomycetes; Eurotiales; Aspergillaceae
Product: flavin monoamine oxidase family protein
Exons: 3
Coding region: 1-1401 (466 amino acids)
Molecular function (GO): oxidoreductase activity
Source: RefSeq, a predicted model, not a curated record